CUUUGUUGCCUCUUGUUUUGAUGAAAAAGCUCCACUGGGCAAUCAGUUCGUUGGACAGUCUACAUCAUAGUUUCUGUACUCUUUGGGACUUGGGUAUCAACGCAUAGCUAUAGUUUUUAUCAAGAUGAUGCUGAAAGAGUCCACCAUGACAGCAGCACUGGUGGCGGCACUUUUGCUGGCGGCAGUGUUGCCGCAUGCAAGUCACGGAAUUUCCUGGGGAAAAUCUUCUUUAAACCACAAUCAUCUUUCCUUUGGACUGUCAAGACACCACCAACAAUCCAUUUUGGAGACCCGAGGAGGAGCUACCAAGGCAGCGCCAGAAGAUGAAACAGAGGAAGAAGCUCCAGCUGAACUGUAUCUACCAGGUCUCUUGGAUGCCGUGGUGGUCAAAGAUGACAUGCCCACUGCGCAAUCCGACUGCACAAUCAUCUUGUCGGCAUCCAAAGCCAAAGAAUUGGGACUGAAAAAGGGUGAAGCCGUGGCCUUGGUUGGUCGACGCCGUCGUGCUGCAUAUGCCAUUGUCACUGUUGGAAAACUAAAGAAAUCCAGCUGUUCGGUGCACGCUAACUUGGCCAAAAACUUGCGACUUCGAAAUGGGGACAAGAUCAAAGUGGAACGCCUCGCUGGAGAAACUCCUGCCGAUACCGUACGCAGUGGAGACAUGAUUAUUUUGCAAGUAUCCAAGCCACCAAAGAUUAAAGCCGUCACCCUUAGCCCCGUCGAAGAUAGUUUGACGGCCUUGCAGAAUAGUGAAGGUGGAGACGCCAUCCCUGAAGACGAAAUCGAUGAACGUUUCGUCAUGCCUUACUUGGAUGAAACGGGUGCCAUGAUGAAGCAAGAUCAUCUUUUGACCCUCAGUGAUGCCAAUGGCAAAAAACUCGAGUUUAUCGUGACUGAAGUGGAGCUAGAAAGCGAUAAACCUGAAGAUGAAGAGGGCGAAGAGGAAGAGGAGGAUGACGAAGAUAAGGCUGUUGCCGGAGUGACACAUUCAGAAACAGAAGUCAUUCUUGGAAGCUCCACUCCACGGGUAGAAGUUGGCAUGGGAUAUGACUCCAUCGGAGGAAUGGACCAAGCGGUGCAACUCAUGAGAGAACUAGUGGAACUCCCUCUUCGCUUCCCAGAACUCUGGACCACAGCUGGCGUACCCACACCCAAGGGUGUCUUGCUUCACGGUCCACCUGGUUGUGGUAAAACUCUGGUUGCCAAUGCCCUUGUAGAGGAAACCGGUGCUCACAUUGUCAUUAUCAACGGACCCGAGAUCAUGGCCAAAAAGGGUGGUGAAAGUGAAUCCAAUCUUCGUCAAGCCUUUGAGGAGGCUAUGGAAAAGGCACCCUCCAUCAUUUUCAUGGACGAGCUAGACUCGAUCGCGCCAAAGCGUGAUCAAGCACAGGGAGAGACGGAGAAGCGUGUGGUGUCUCAAUUGCUCACCUUGAUGGAUUCUUUGAAAUCCAGCUCCAACGUUAUGGUGAUCGGUGCCACAAACCGACCCAAUGUCAUUGAAUCGGCGCUUCGUCGCCCUGGUCGUUUCGAUCGUGAAUUGGAAAUUGUCAUCCCUGAUGAAGACGGGCGCCAUGAGAUUCUAAAGAUCAAAACAAAGGACAUGGACCUGGCAGCCGAUGUGGAUCUUUUUCAAAUUGCCCGUGAUACGCAUGGAUAUGUGGGUGCUGAUCUGCAGCAAUUGACACUUGAAGCAGCCUUGCAGUGCAUUCGAUCCAACAUUGGCAGCAUGGACGUGGAUAGUGAAGAACCCAUUCCCGAGGAAGCUCUUGAUCUGUUGGUAGUCACCGAAGAUCAUAUGAUUCACGGUUUGAGCCACAGUGACCCCAGUACACUGCGCGACAACAAGGUAGAAGUGCCAGAUAUCAAGUGGGAAGAUAUUGGAGGAUUGGAAGAAACCAAACGGGAACUCCAGGAGAUGGUUAGGUAUCCCAUUGAACAUCGCCACUUGUUUGAACGUUUUGGUAUGCAAGCGUCUCGCGGAGUUCUUUUCUAUGGGCCUCCUGGAUGUGGUAAAACGUUGAUGGCAAAGGCCAUUGCCAAUGAAUGUGGAGCUAACUUCAUUUCUGUCAAGGGACCAGAAUUGCUGAAUAUGUGGUUUGGUGGUUCCGAAGCCAAUGUCCGAAACCUUUUCGACAAAGCUCGCGCAGCCAGUCCUUGUAUUUUGUUCUUUGAUGAAAUGGACUCGAUUGCCCGUGCUCGUGGCGGUAGUUCUGGUGGAAGUUCCGAAACCAGCGACCGUGUCAUCAACCAGAUUCUUUCCGAAAUUGAUGGUAUGGGAUCUGGAAAGACAUUGUUCAUUAUUGGUGCCACCAAUCGUCCCGAUAUUUUGGAUCCUGGUAUCAUGCGUCCCGGUCGUCUCGAUCAGCUGAUCUACAUUCCAUUGCCUGAUUACGAGUCUCGUGUUUCCAUCUUCAAGGCCAGCCUCAGAAAGAGUCCUGUGGCAGAAGACAUUGACAUGGAAAUGCUAGCUAAGGUCACCGAUGGUUUCUCGGGUGCUGACAUUACAGAAAUCUGCCAACGUGCUGCCAAGAAUGCUAUCCGUGACAGCAUUACCGCACAAAUCGAGCGUCAAAAGCGAGUGGAAGAUGGCGAAAUCACUCAAGAAGAGGCCGAUGCUCUUCCUGACCCCGUCCCCUAUAUCACACGUGAGCAUUUUGAGGCUUCCAUGAGCAAGGCCCGUCGAUCCGUGGGUCCCGAAAUUGUCGCGCAAUACGACGAGUUCCAACACAAAUCGAAGCAACAAUGGGCCGAAUCCUCCGGCAGCGCAGCUGGCAAGUAUGACAUUGAUGAGGCGGCGGAAGAACAAAAGAGAGCUGAAGAGUUGCUCAAUGGCGCUGAGGAAGAAGCCCCCUCAGAGGCAGAAGCUCCAGAAGAACCAGCCGGAGAUGAUGAGUAAAGAGUAAAAUAAAAGCAUGUUUGAAUUUCUGGCUAGGUUGUAGAUUGGUCUCAACAAGUGGCUGUUCACAGAGUACAGUAGCCUCAUCACUCAUCAGAUGAUCAGACGUCGAGUCUUUGCGCACUAACAUUAGUUCAAUGGCCCUCCUGAACCUUUCAAGUUAAAGUGCAUUGGAGAGGCCACAGUUCAAGUCUUCUUGAGGCGGCAGCGCUUGCUGGACUAUUUGCCACCAUUUCCUCUUCCCUGAAUUGAAUGCGUUUCCAGCAGUGAUCAUCAUCUUGGUUGUCUGCAUCAAAAGCUGGGGCCUCAAGAUCAUGAUCAUAAUGAGGCGCGGCUUUCAGAGUUGCUUUUCGGAACCACAUCUGUGCUUUCCACGGUGACUGGGCCGUGGAGUUAUUUCGGGAUUCAAAAGCUUCA
Seminavis robusta is the source of this 3313-nucleotide messenger RNA. The record is from the annotation of a GenBank genome assembly. NCBI's taxonomy places the organism in Eukaryota, Bacillariophyta, Bacillariophyceae, Naviculales, Naviculaceae.